AUGAGGAGUAGUGCAUACUAUCAAGUUGUGUGCGUUGCGUUGCUGCUGAGUGUAACAGCAGGUGCAAUGGCACAGAGCUCUUCGAACGUGAGAGCAACGUACCACUACUACAACGCGGCUCAGAACGGAUACGAUUUGAGAGCCGUGAGCGCUUACUGCGCAACAUGGGAUGCCGACCAGUCCCUCGCAUGGCGCAGCCAGUACGAGUGGACUGCCUUCUGUGGCCCUUCCGGCCCCACCGGCCAGGAUGCCUGCGGCAAAUGCUUGAGGGUGACCAACACAAGGACUGGAGCUCAGCUAACAGUGAGGAUUGUGGAUAAGUGCGCUAAUGGAGGCUUGGAUUUGGACUGGAGUGCGUUUCAGAAGCUGGACACUGAUGGCAAUGGCUACAACCAAGGUCAUCUCAUCGUCAACUAUGAGUUCGUCAGCUGCUGAUCGAAUGAAGUACUACUUCUCUAUGAGUAUUAUGCAUUAAUCAAUUAA
Molecule: messenger RNA, 483 nt
Organism: Telopea speciosissima
Lineage: Eukaryota; Viridiplantae; Streptophyta; Magnoliopsida; Proteales; Proteaceae
Product: pathogenesis-related protein PR-4-like
Exons: 2
Coding region: 1-435 (144 amino acids)
Biological process (GO): defense response to bacterium; defense response to fungus
Molecular function (GO): RNA nuclease activity
Source: RefSeq, a predicted model, not a curated record